Plectropomus leopardus (leopard coralgrouper) is the source of this 1184-nucleotide messenger RNA. RefSeq names its product V-set domain containing T cell activation inhibitor 1 (gene vtcn1). Gene Ontology annotation, molecular function: signaling receptor binding. Gene Ontology annotation, cellular component: external side of plasma membrane. NCBI's taxonomy places the organism in Eukaryota, Metazoa, Chordata, Actinopteri, Perciformes, Serranidae. Gene Ontology annotation, biological process: T cell receptor signaling pathway; regulation of cytokine production. The record is from RefSeq and is a predicted model, not a curated record.
AGUCUCUGUGGAAGAAGAAGAAGUCUUUUUGGCAGGAGAGUGUGUGCGUGGGUUAAUUUUUGAUCAAUGGUGGAUAUUUAGGAGGAAUGUUAUGACUGGACCUUUGACUUAAGCAACAGGAUCAAAUCGUUUGUUCUUCUCAAGAGGUUUCAUCGACAGACAUGGCUUCCCUUGGGCAGAUCAUCUUUGGCAGCAUGAUUACCCUCAUCAUCUUAUUCUCGGCCAUCAUCAUCCUCAUCUUAGCCUUGUCCUUCUCAGGCAACUUGUCGGAGGUGAGGAGCAGCAGCAUGUUCCCCAUCGCAAACCUCGGCGACGAUAAGCUUCUCAGCUGCUAUCUCAACACAGCAGAGAACAACCUCAGAGAGGUGAAAGUCACCUGGGAGAAACAGGACCUGACGGGGCUGGUUUACCAGUACGCAAACGGAGCUCCAGAGCUUACGGACCAGAACUCACAGUUUAAAGAGAGAACCCAGCUCUUCCCUGACGCUUUGCUCAAGGGCAACGCCUCCCUGCUGCUGAGGAGCGUGACGAGUCGUGACGACGGGCAGUACACCUGCAGCAUCAGCUCCUCCGGCGGAGGAGGGAAGGUCGACAUUCACCUCAGGACAGCAGCCUUUUCAGCACCAACGUUUAAAUUCUCUGACGGCGUCCUGACUGCUCAAGCAAACAGGUGGCUCCCUAAACCAAACGUGACGUGGACGAACUAUGAUGGAGACUUCCUGGUGGGAAGCUCGAGCUUCACACAAAACUCUGCAGGGAUUUUCAGUGUGGUCAGCACGCUGCCAUCGGUCAACAUCAGCGACACCUACACCUGCAGGAUUGGAAAUAAGCUGGUGACCUCCGUCUCAAGGGCAACUGUAACAGACUCAGGUGUUUUGAAGAACACAUACUUCACCUACAGUGCUGCCCCAUCCCUGCUGGCAUCCACUUACCUGAGCAUUAUGACCGCUGUCCUCUGCAUCUGUUAUCUGACCUAAUUAAGAAUAAUAAUUUCACUUUUGUGUGUGCUUGUGUUGCAUUCAGUGACCGAAUUUGACAUAAGCAACGAUUCAAAGUGCAAAAAAACAGUAAUUUCUGAAAAUUAUGUUAUUUGGUGUUUAAUUUAUUAUAAUGGAUGUUGUUACCGUGUAACAGAAUAUUCUCAAUCAGCAUUUCAUUUCACAGAUGUAUGUGUCAUGUUUUAA